Messenger RNA from Drepanopeziza brunnea f. sp. 'multigermtubi' MB_m1, 1320 nucleotides. RefSeq lists its product as uncharacterized. The record is from RefSeq and is a predicted model, not a curated record. Lineage: Eukaryota; Fungi; Ascomycota; Leotiomycetes; Helotiales; Drepanopezizaceae.
AUGACGCCUCUUGAGCUCGCCGCGAGUGGAGCGGCUAUCUACCCUCUGCACAUGAGACGCGCGACCGUAAGCUCUUCCGUACGCUCUACUACCGGUGGUGAUGGCGCGGGAAUCUACCACCUCCAUCACAAGAAUGGCGGCAAUGGCUCCUGCACCCACCUGACCUGUACUCGCAUCUUCACCCAAGAGUUUCGCUGCGCUGUCUGUGUCCGCAGAGGCAGCUUGGGCUGGAUUUACAGAUGCACGCAGGAUCGGGAGUUGCUCUUGGAGAGAGACAUCGAGGCCGGCGUCGAGGACAAGCUCGACGAAUUGUGCGACCUCUUCAAGGGGAUGGCUCACAAUCCGCGCAGCAGGAGUGCCGCUGCGAGGAUGCGUCCUUCGAGUGUCUUGACAGAGAUCAGUGAGAAGGAGCUCAAGGGGUACACUGGCGAGCAACUGCACAAAAUCCUCCGCCAGAGAACCCAUCUCCUUGAUGUCCUUACGCACGCCAACUACGCCGACCCAAAGUUCUUCCCUGAUCUUCAAGACGGCGUCGAGCAGCCUGAUAUGAAGCCAUGGUUGCCUCUCCGCGAUGGCGAGUGUCAAUUCAAAGUCUGCCAUACUUGCCGCCCCAACUUCCAAGAGCGUAGUUUCCUUAGCCUGAACGGCAUUGCCCGCAACGAUAUCCCUCCUACCGCCAUCACGGGUUUCGGAUUCCACUUGCGCAAGGCGCGUCCGGUCUCACUGGUCAAGCAUCACCCAGCUCGCCAAGGUCAAAAAACCCCUCCCCGAACUCUGCCUCCCAGACCAAGAACCAGUCCCAACAGCAAGCCCCGGGGCAUCGUCAAGCGCCGUCCUGGCAGCAUCGGCCUCGGUAUCUUCGCCACAGAGAAACAACAUGAGUCCGCCGCUCGACCACCUACUCCCAAAGCAGUCAGCAGCCAGCAGGGCCUGAUGCUCCCACCCGCUAGCACCACACCCCUUCGUCGCGCCGCGGCUUCAGCCCGUCCGUUUGCCGUCAAAGUCAACGCACCGGUCAAUAUCCGUCAGCCAAGUGCAGCCCGCUUGUCCUGGCUUAAUGCCAACCGUCGUCACUCCCUCGCUACCACUACAGCCACAGUGGCAUCACCAACACCAAUGGAGCUCGACAUGAACACCACCCCAGCCGCUCUAAACCCCAUGGAGCUUGACAUGGAUACCACUCCAGCCCCUCUGACUCCCAUGGAGCUAAGCGAGCAGUUCGGUGACUUUGGUAGCGAGCCUUUGGAUGUGAUGGAAGGCGUUGCUGUUACUGAAGAAGGUGUUGAGAUGCAUGUCGCGGAUGUUAUCAUGCAGCACUGA